AUGCUUUCCGACGAAAGUUCCAUCGGCGAAGGCGUCGCACGGCUGAAUCGAUGGCACCUGGGUCCCGGCACAUCGAGGGUGCAGCAGCAGUCGCACGCGCCGCUGCACGCCUUCUACGUGGUGGGGCGGUCGCUGCGCGUGCUGUCGGUGUUCGCGGCGUACCGCUUCCUGGUGGAGUCGGACGUGUCGGUGCUGCUCUUCGCCUUCUUCUCGCUCCUCGGCGCCGCCAUCCUCUUCUUCCUCCUCCAACGGCCCUGGAAAGGGAAACGCCUCACCAACACGCAGUGGGGCAUCUCAGUGAUGAAUGGAGGCGUGUUGGCCCUCGCUGUUGUCACAUGGGCGUACGGUCUGAAGCAGUGCGGCCCUCUAAGGUCUGUGAUGGCGGAGUACUCAGGAGCGGUGGUUGCCACCAUAUCCACCAUGAUAUUCGGGCGGCGAGGUCACCGCGUUCUAAAGCUGUACGGCGCCAUUGCAAUGCUCGCUGCCUUCUACCUCCUGGCCUCGGGAAUCCCGCUGGGCCCCACUCUUCCGCCGGACUUCCCACCUCCUGCCAACCCCGUUCCCUUGGGCCUAGACAGCACCGCCGCCGCCACUGCGGCCCUCACAGCCGCCGACAGCAGCACUGGCAGCAGCAGCAAGGGGGGAGCAGCAGGGGCAGCGGGAGGUGGGGCUGCAGGAGGGGAGGGCGGUGCGGGGUUGUUGGCGUGGCAGGUUGCGCGGAUGUCUGGGAGUGGGAUGGUGGAAGCAGCAGGGGGCAAUCCGUUGACGGCCAUGCUGCUGCCCGUGGCUGCUGGAGUGCUCUUUGCGCUGAGACGACUGCUUGCCCGGCUGGGAAAGUCGCAGCAGAAGAAGCGCCUGCAUGCAGUCACAGCAGUGUCCUCCGUCUUCUUCCUCCUGCCCAUCGCCAUCUUCCAGCUCAGCGGGGGAGCGCAAGCCAUGGACCUAGAGGCGGGGGGGCGGCCGAUGCAGGUGUAUGCGCUGGUGAUCCUGGCAGGACUCGUGUUCUCCUUCUAUGUGGACACGCUGGCGGAGGACAAGCUGCGUAUCGGCCCAUCCUCACUGAAGCAUCUGUUGGUGACGAGUGUGGCUGUGGUGGCGCUGCUACUAAUGUACCGAAUGCACUUCAGCCCGCUCUCCUUUGUCCUCAUCGCCCUCCUCCUUGCUGCUGGGCUGCACUGGUCCACGGCCAUAGAGCGCAGCAAGUCAGCUGGGUCACUGGCAGAGGAUGGGGUAGCAGCCAAGGAGAGGCGCAGAACAGCCGCUCUGGCAAUGCUACAGUUUCUUCUUGCUUUCGAGUAUGGUCCCCCUUCUGUUAACCUUCUUCGUCCCUCCUCUUUGCCUCCCAACCCCCUCCCAUUCCACGUGCCGUGCCUCCUCUCGCCGCCCCCCCCAGUCUUUCUCCUCAUCAACGCAGCGUUUAUGAUCGUCGAGUUCUCUGUUGGCUUCCUUUCCAACAGUCUGGGGCUCAUAUCAGACGCGUGCCACAUGCUCUUUGACUGUGCCGCCCUCGCCAUCGGCCUCUAUGCCUCCUACAUCUCCCGCCUCGACUCCCCUUCUAAGUUUGCCUACGGCUACGGUCGCUUUGAGGUGCUAUCGGGCUUUGUCAAUGCGGUCUUCCUAGUGCUCAUCGCCGCACUCAUUGUCUUUGAGUCCAUUGAAAGGAUUCUCGACCCACCAGACAUUUCAACAGCAAACCUGCUGGCGGUGUCGGUGGGGGGCCUGGUGGUGAACAUGCAUGGAAACGGGCAUAGGCAUGAGGGGGAGGGUGCAGUAGGAGGUGACGACUGGGAGCAGGAGAAUUGGGAAGAUGCCGGGAGCAACAGCACCAUGACCACCAGAUCUCUCUUACAAUCACCCAUCUCGGUAUCAUCACCUUUGUUUGAGUCACCAGCGCUACCGUCUUCAGGGGCAGAGAAACUUUUGGCCGUGCACAAAGCGAGGAGGAGAAUAGGGCAAGGGGGUGCCGCUGCAGGAGGAGAUGAAAAUUUUCAGGCGCUGCCCGUGAGGCUGGAUUUCGAGGAGUGGGCAGGAGAAAGCAAGUCAGAUGGGGAAGGAAAAUCGCGAAUCUUCCUGCACGUGUUGGCAGACACACUGGGCAGUGUGGGGGUGGUGAUAUCAACGCUGCUCAUCAAAUACAAGGGCUGGAUGCUCACAGACCCGAUUGAGUCGAUGGCAGGAGUGGUGGCGGUGCGGCAACGGCACUUCUGGUCCUUCACUCCCAAGAUGCUAGUGGGCUCAAUCCACGUGCUCAUCUCACCAGAUAGCCUCAAAGAUAGAGCCAAAGACGGAGGUGCAGCGGCGCAUAACAGAGAUGCUUAUAGCGAGUACGGGGGCAAGCAGCAGCGGGUGGAGGCGGUUCAGCAGCUGCGGCAGUCGUUGAGGCGGCGGGUUUCGGAUGUAUUCCGGGCGGUUGGCAUCACACACAUAACGGUGGAG
Closterium sp. Naga37s-1 is the source of this 2436-nucleotide messenger RNA. The record is from the annotation of a GenBank genome assembly. NCBI's taxonomy places the organism in Eukaryota, Viridiplantae, Streptophyta, Zygnematophyceae, Desmidiales, Closteriaceae.